This is a messenger RNA of Daucus carota subsp. sativus, 2309 nucleotides long. Its product is annotated as protein NRT1/ PTR FAMILY 4.5. Gene Ontology annotation, cellular component: membrane. The record is from RefSeq and is a predicted model, not a curated record. The transcript has 6 exons. Lineage: Eukaryota; Viridiplantae; Streptophyta; Magnoliopsida; Apiales; Apiaceae. Bases 73 to 1839 code for a protein of 588 amino acids. Gene Ontology annotation, biological process: transmembrane transport. Gene Ontology annotation, molecular function: transmembrane transporter activity.
GAAGCUCUUCUUCAUUGUUAUUACAUAUUUCCAUCUUUAUCUCAGUUCAAGCUCAUUAAAAGUUUUUUAACUAUGGCACCAAAUAUUGAAGGUGUGGAGGAACCAUCUUAUCGGACCUUGCAUAAUCCUAGACAAGGUGGUUAUAAGCCCACAUUUUUCGUCUUUGUGCUAGUGUUGCUGGAAAACAUAGGCUUUGUUGCAAAUAUGGUAAGCCUGGUUCUAUAUUUUCUACGUGUCAUGCAUUUUGAUCUGUCCGGCUCUGCAAACACCACCACCAACUUCCUGGGCACUGCGUUUUUGUUGACACUUGUUGGAGGCCUUGUCUCUGACAGUUACAUGAAUCGCCUCAACACUUGCCUCCUAUUUGGCGGAAUUGAGAUGCUGGGAUAUCUUUUAAUCAUAAUUCAGUCGCAUUAUGCUGAAUUACAACCUGGAGCAUGUGAGGAGUAUAGAUGUGUAAAGGGUACGAAGGCCUUCUUGUUUUACGCCUCUAUUUAUUUGUUGGCGCUGGGGGGAGGUGGAAUUAGAGGGUCAUUGCCUUCUCUAGGGGCAGAUCAGUUUGAUGAGAAUGACCCGAAGGAAAGCAAGCACAUAGCCAGUUUCUUUAAUUGGUUCUUGUUUUCUGUAUCUGGUGGAGCACUUAUUGGAGUUACAGUUGUAGUGUGGGUAAGCACAAAUAAAGGAUGGGAUAAGAGCUUCAUUAUCUCCACUGUUUGUACAUUCAUUGGUCUAGUUUUUGUUGCAUUGGGAAAGCCAUUUUAUCGCGUUAGGGUGCCUGGAGAAAGUGCCUUUCUGAAUAUUUCACAGGUCCUAGUAGUUGCUAUGAAGAACUGGAAAUUGAAGCUGCCACAGAAUUCUCAAGAGCUCUAUGAGCUGCACAGUAGCCCCGAGCAUGAACUUGGAGAACGCAUUCCUCACUGCAAGCAAUUUAGGUUACUAGAUAAAGCUGCUAUACUUGCUGAAGGCACCAAGCCUGAUAAAUGGAAAGUAUGCACAGUGACUCAAGUUGAAGAAGUAAAGAUCCUCACAAGAAUGAUGCCUAUUCUUCUAAGCACCACACUCAUGAACACAUGUUUAGCUCAGUUACAAACUUUUUCCAUCCAGCAGGGCACCCUAAUGGACACAAAAGUUGGCAGUUUUGAUAUUCCAGCAGCCUCUAUUCCUGUUAUUCCUCUAUUGUUCAUGUGCUUUCUCGUACCAAUAUAUGAAGUUUUCCUUGUCCCCGUGUUCAGAAAACUGACCGGUCAUCCAAAUGGCAUUAGCCAUCUCCAAAGGGUUGGUGUUGGGCUAGUUUUCUCAGCCAUUUCUAUGGGGGUAGCCGGACUUGUGGAAGUGAAACGAAGGAAUGAAUUUGUGAAUCAUAACAAGCGCAUUAGUCUCUUCUGGCUCUCAUACCAGUACGGGGUAUUUGGAAUAGCAGACAUAUUUACUUUUGUUGGGCUAAUGGAAUUCUUCUAUAGUGAGGCUCCAAAAGGCAUGAAAUCACUCUCCACUUCUUUCUCAUGGCUUUCCCUCUCAAUAGGAUAUUACUUGAGCACAGUCUUCGUAGAAAUUAUUAAUCUGGUGACUGGCAAGUGCACUUCAAGCAAAAGGGGAUGGCUAGAAGGGCUUGAUAUGAACAAAAACCAUGUUGAACUUCUUUACUGGUUCCUGGCAAUUCUCAGUAUUGUGAACUUAGGAAAUUAUGUAUAUUGGGCUAACUGGUACACGUACAAGAGAGAUAUUCCAGUCGAGCCUAUUAACCAGCCGGUGCUGACAGAAACUCCUAGUGACAGUCCAUCUCCUCUAGGAUGGGGUCAAUUGAUAUUUGCCACUAAACAAGGUGAAAGGACUGAUUAAGUAAAUUUUCAUAAUCAGGUAGCGCAUUUUACUACUUCUAGGAGUUAAAGUAGCAUAAGGUCGGUGUACAUCUCACCCUCUCCAGACCGUACUACUUGUCAAGUGUCUGGGAAUGAAGGCUAAAAGUGCCAUUUUUCAUAGAUAAUCAGCAGACUUCCAAAUAAGAAAUAUCAAUACAAAUUUAGCAUCAAACGAUCAAAAAAGGACAAUGAGAAGCAUGCAUAAAUCAUAUUUAGACGAAGAAAUGUGCACUAGAAUCUUCUGAGUUGUCAAUGUAUAGCUCUUUACCAGACAAAUUAAACGAGACAGUAUCAAGUAUCCGCCAAUGAAAUAAUGCCAAUCUUGGUCCAGAACUGCUAUUCUCUCAUUUUUCACACUUUUCCAUCGUUCUUGCUGGAUUUAUUUUGUGCUCGAUUUAUUCGUGUCUGCUCAUAUAUUGGACUGCAUUUCUGUCUGUUGCACAAGCUACU